Molecule: messenger RNA, 500 nt
Organism: Dermatophagoides pteronyssinus (European house dust mite)
Lineage: Eukaryota; Metazoa; Arthropoda; Arachnida; Sarcoptiformes; Pyroglyphidae
Source: RefSeq, a predicted model, not a curated record
UGAUACAAAUAUAAAUAAGGCUAUGUAACAGAAAAAAAAUCAAAAUUAUAAUCAAUCAAUCAAAAUAGAAAAAGCAAAUCAAAAAUACAAAUGAAUAAUACUAGAGUUGUUUUCCUAUUUAUCACUUCUGUCAUAUCAUUGGUCUUAUUUGUAGUCCUCGUUAUGCAGGGUGCACCAUGGAAUAAUAUACAAAUAUUUAUACUAUCAGUAAUAAUAAUAAUAUUGAUUGCCAGUUUAGUUGGUUUUAUAUUUGCCGCUAUACGUAAUUAUUGUUGGACAACAAAUAUAUCAUAUGGUAAUCCAACACCAACAACAUUAUAUACAAAUCCACCACCAAUUGGUUCAGCUGAAGCAGAAUUUCAAAAUGAAUAUAUACCAGUAUUUCCAAUGAGACAAUUACAGCCACGUGUUGAUCUUGAUAAGCCUUAUUAAAUUUGAAAUAAUCAAAUGAUGAUGAUGAUCAUGUGUUGAAAUAAAUGACCAAAAAAGAAAAGAUUAAA